GAAAACACUGAUACACAUACACUCGCAGCAUGAACCACACAGCUGAGCUUUCUCCUCCAGAGGAAAUGGCCCCUGAGGAGUUUGAUGGUGGAACAGCAGUGGCUUGUGUGAUCCUGGGUCUGUCCUUCCUGCUUGGAGCUCCAGGGAACCUGCUGGUGAUCUGGACUAUCCUGAGACAUGUUAAGAAGCGUUCCCACACUGUGAUCCUCAUCCUGCACCUGGCUGCUGCAGACCUGCUUGUCCUCAUCACCCUGCCGCUGUGGAUCUACUCCCUCGCCCACUCCUGGGUGUUUGGAGAGGCCUCCUGUAAAGCCAUGGUGUUCAUGAUCAACGCCUGUAUGUAUAGCAGUGUUUUCCUCAUCACCCUCAUGAGUGUGGAGCGUUUCGUGGCCGUGCGCUAUCCCUUCGCCUCGGCUGACUGGAAGAGAAAACAAGCUCUGAAUAAAGUACUGCUGGCUCUGUGGAUUGCGGCUUUCUUGUUCAGCAUACCUGUCAUCCCAACUCAGGUUGUGGAGAAGGAUUCAGAUGGGGAGCACUGUCUGUAUCGUCUGUACACCUCUGUGGCCCAGGAGCUGGUGUGUGUGCUGCUAGAGACGCUGGUGGGCUAUAUAAUACCCUUCUCCAUCCUUGUGGUCUGCUAUGGCUGCCUCUGCAGCCGGAUUACUCAAAUGACCUUCAAGUCCAAACGCAAGUCCACUGUUUUGAUUUUCAGUGUAGUGAUUGCAUUUGGCAUUUGUUGGACACCUCAUCAGAUCGGAAAUAUCCUUUCACUCAUCAUCCUGGCCACUGAGGACUCCUUCAGUGAUGCAGCACAAAAUCUGGAAAGUGUCAGGAGCACCAUGGCUUUUGUCGCUGGAGCCAUGGUCUUCAUCAGCAGCACCAUUAACCCCAUUCUCUACAUGUUCGCAGCUCGCUCCUUCAGGAGCUCCCUGCGAGACACCGGCAUCCAGAAGCUCUUCCGCCACAUCUCCAGCACCUCCCCAGGUGAGGGAAAUAGAGAGGUGUCCUUUGUGUCCAAGAGACAGAGCAACCAGACCAACAGCUCACAUUGUGUGUCUGAAUCGAAAGACCAAAUGAGUGUGCUAAUAAAAAUGUGUGAAAAUAAUCCAUCCUGACACUGAAAUUGUUCGAGGUAGUGUCUGUGCUCUGUGUGUCUGUGUAGAUAUUUCAUUGUACGUAGUAUUCAUUUUCUAAAUGAAAGCAAUUUUACCUGAAAUGAAGCUAAUUUUCUAUGAAAUUACAGCAGAUGAACAAGAUAUCUGAGUUUGGCUGUUCAAUGCUUGUCCAACUUUGUGAAUUACCUAUUUUACAUGUUUUGUUUGUUGUUGUUUUUUUAAAUUGUGAACAUGUAUUUAUAAAAAUGUUAUAUAUUACA
Stegastes partitus (bicolor damselfish) is the source of this 1375-nucleotide messenger RNA. Its product is annotated as leukotriene B4 receptor 1. Gene Ontology annotation, molecular function: C-C chemokine receptor activity; C-C chemokine binding. The record is from RefSeq and is a predicted model, not a curated record. Gene Ontology annotation, cellular component: membrane; external side of plasma membrane. Bases 30 to 1115 code for a protein of 361 amino acids. The transcript is spliced from 2 exons. NCBI's taxonomy places the organism in Eukaryota, Metazoa, Chordata, Actinopteri, Pomacentridae. Gene Ontology annotation, biological process: calcium-mediated signaling; positive regulation of cytosolic calcium ion concentration; immune response.